CCAUGUACUGUCUCUUUAAGCAGCUGGAUCAUUGUCGUUGGACACGCCCAUUCUCCCUGCCUACACUCUCUCAGUGUUUGUUCACUCGUGUGAGAUGGGAACUCACGCAGCCGCUGCGUUACGACCAAUCUGCUGGAGAAACGCGGAUUAAAAUACAUUACCAUAUACACUGGGUAAGAAAAUGAAGCGACUACCCGAACGUCUGACUCCCACUGGACCGCUGCCACGGUUUUUACACCAGUCCGAUCCUGCGUUUGCUUGCGUGCCGUCCUUGUGAUCCUUUCUCCGUACGCUCUGCCGGCACAAAGGCGCAGCAGCACCUGAGACUGGACCCAGAUGGUCGGCCAGGAGUGAGCGGACCUGUCGGUGCUACCAAUUCCGGACCUACUGACACACACCGCCGGCAAACCAAGAGACGGUUUAUUUCUUUGACAUUUUCUUUCGGGAUUCGUUUCGAACUGACACUGGACAUGAAGGAAGAUUUUUUUUUUAAAUUCCUUCUUCAAAGUGGCAUCUGCUGGAAUAAUGCAUGAGAAGAAAUACAUUUUUUUUCUCUUCCAUGAUGUCUCCUUCUCCUUCAUUCGGUCCUCCUCAUGAACAGCCGUUGUGUUGUCCAAAAAUGGAUGUGUUGCCCACGAAAAGUGUCAUCAAUUUGUGUUGGUGAGCAGGUCAUCUAAAGGCCUGUUGAAAACACGAUUUAGCUGCAGGUGAGCUGUUGUUUUGAAGAAAGAUUGUGUUGGAUUGGUCAAAUAAACCCCAAUAUGGUAGAGCCGGUGGGAUUCAUCGAGGCGUGGAAGGCUCAAUUCCCAGAGUCGGAGCCCCCCAAGAUGGAGCUGAGGUCUGUGGGAGGUAUUGAGCACGAGCUGGAGAGAUGCAAAGCGUCCAUCAGGAGACUGGAACAGGAAGUGAACAAAGAACGUUUCCGCAUGAUCUACCUGCAGACCCUCCUGGCCAAGGAGAGGAAAAGCUACGACAAGCAGCGUUGGGGCUUUAGGAAAACGCCUCUCAAUGAGGGGGUGGACCCUGCUGCCUCUCAGGGGGCAGAGUCUCAGCAGCCACACAUGCAGGAGACGGGUGGAGUGGGUUGCGGCGGUUACGGUGCCACUCCUAUUGUGGACAGAGGCCGCUACCAGCCUCAUGGAGAUGGAACAGGCAGAUCCAAACCUCGACCCCCACCGGCGAGGAAGUCAGCAUCCCACGGAGAUGGGCUUGAGUCGGCUUUCGAGGCCCCUCAACAGGCUGAGUCGACAUCCUGCGACAAUCUGGAUGGCCUCUCGCCUUCCAAGCAGAGAGGAGGCAUCUCCGCGUCGCCCCGUAGGCCGGCGCUUCCACCUCUGGACAAGGAUCUGCCCUGUGACCCGAAAGACAAGCUUGGGAUGGGCCUCGGUGUGGCUGCUCUAAGGUCCAACUUCGAGAGGAUCAAGCGGACCAACUCUCACUCUGUGGGCGAUAAAGGUCAAGAGAAGCAGCCGCCACUCCCGCCGCCACCUUUCUACACCAACAUGGAGUUCCACCACGACAGGGGGUUGGUUCGGGUCAAUGACCGCGAAGUCUCGGACAAGAUCAGCUCCCUGGGGAACCAGGCCAUGCAGAUGGAGCGGAAGAGAUCAUUGCACUCACUGCCUGGUAACCUGGCAACCGUGGCAGGGGAGCUCCGCGCCAGACCCGUAUAUAGAGGUCGGUCCACUGAAAGCACAUGUGGCUACGAUGCUGAAUAUGAAGACGGUGAACCCAAUCAGAGACAUCAACGAUCCAACGGUGGUAAACCUCCACCUCCGCCUUGGCAACCUUCGGAUUUCCAGGCCUACUCCAGCGUCUAUGUCGGUGGCGUGAUGAUGGGCGAAGGUGGCGGUGGCGACGGCCGAGGCGGUGUCCAAAUGAGAGACCACGGCGGAGGCGAUGACCACCUCCUGACGUGGCCCCGCCGCUCUUACUCCCCGGGGAGCUUUGAAGACAUCGGCGGAGGUGGCGGCUACACGCCGGACUGCAGCUCCAACGAGAACCUGACGUCCAGCGAGGAGGACUUUUCGUCGGGUCAGUCCAGCCACGUUUCGCCCAGCCCGACCACGGCCUUUCGCCGGCCCUUCCGGGAGAAGAGCCGCUCGCCGUCGCAGAACUCCCAGAAUUCCCAGCACUCAUUCGAUAGCAGCAGCCCCCCGACGCCGCAGUCGCAGAAGCGCCAUCAUCGACAGCAGGGGGGCCACGUGGUCAUGUCGGAGGCGACCAUUGUCAGCGUUCGGAAGACCGGUCAAAUCUGGCCUCCCGCUGUACAUCACGGAAGAACAUCGCAUGAUAACAGUUUCCAUGGAGACCACCUUGGUAAGUGACCUAUGUGUCAAACG
This is a messenger RNA of Hippocampus comes (tiger tail seahorse), 2342 nucleotides long. Its product is annotated as breakpoint cluster region protein-like. Bases 762 to 2327 code for a protein of 521 amino acids. The record is from RefSeq and is a predicted model, not a curated record. The transcript has a single exon. Gene Ontology annotation, biological process: positive regulation of GTPase activity; protein phosphorylation; signal transduction. Gene Ontology annotation, molecular function: protein serine/threonine kinase activity; GTPase activator activity. Lineage: Eukaryota; Metazoa; Chordata; Actinopteri; Syngnathiformes; Syngnathidae. Gene Ontology annotation, cellular component: membrane.